AUGGUGAAGAAGCACAGCAACUCCAUGGAGUCUGGGCCAGUAGGAUUGCAGGCAACAAAAGAAACUCUGGAAAGGGAAUACCCCGAAAUUUCAAUACUACCAUCUACCGCCUCCUCAUCUUCAGCAGCUCAAGCGCCAUCACCAAGCCAAAGACCACCAAAUCCGGCCGAGCAGGUGCAAGCGGUACAAAGUCUGCUCUUGCAGCAGUACUUGGCCGGAGGGCGCAAGGGCAGUUUGCAGGAGCAGUUGAAGAUGCAGCAACAGUACACUGCGUCUUUGGCCGGUCUGCCGGGUUUAGCGCAGGUCGCGCUAUUCUCGCAAGGAGGCUCACCUUUUCCUUUGUACCCAACGAUGCUGUAUCCAUCCGAAUUGCUUCUGGAGCAAAGCCUACUGCAAGGCCAUGGUAUCCCACCAGGGUUGGAUAAGGAAGCGGAGAUGAUUGCCAAAUCCAGGCGCACGCACUCCGCAAGGGGGCCGCACAUGCGGGUGAUGAAGGACGAGCCCAUCCCCGAGGGCUACCUGAGAUUCAGGUUCAACGAGGACUGCGCGUAUCAGCACUGCGGCUAUAGGGAGCACCAAACCCACUUCCACUGCACACGGAAAGACUGCGGCUACUCGUUCUGCGAUAAGACCAGAUUCGUCCAACACACCGCGAGGCACGAAAGAUUGGACACGCUCAUGGGUGGCGAUUUCCAGCAGUACCGGGCUAAUGUCUACUGCCAAAGGGCAGAAUGCCCUCACGCUUCUACGUUCGGAACAGGCCAGAACAAGGCGUCGCACUUCCAUUGCCUCAAGUGCGACUUCGUCUGCACCGACACCAACAAAGUGGUCGCCCACCGGCGCCAGCACCAAAAGCUGGACUCCAUCCAGGCCGCGGGCUUCGAGAAGUUUCCACCUAGCAAAGGAUGCGGCUAUGAGCCUCAGUGUAUUCACAGCAAGAAACAGACCCACUACCACUGCCUGCAAUGCGGCUUCGCCGUAUUGGGUCUCUCGCAGAUGACCUCGCACAAGUACAAGCAUCAGGAAGCGAACCUUGGACCCUCUACGAGCGCCGGCAUC
Molecule: messenger RNA, 1059 nt
Organism: Iphiclides podalirius (scarce swallowtail)
Lineage: Eukaryota; Metazoa; Arthropoda; Insecta; Lepidoptera; Papilionidae
Source: the annotation of a GenBank genome assembly